CCGCAGGCACCUCCCCACAGGCCGUGCAUGGACAGCGCCGCUAACGCCACCUCCCCCCGCGGCUUCCUCCUGCAAGGCUUCUUCGAGUUCCCGCAUCUGAGGCCCGCGCUCUUCCUGCUGUUGCUGGCCGUGCACCUGACCACGCUCAGCGGGAACCUGCUCAUCCUGGUGGCGGUGGCCUCGGUGCCUAGUCGGCCGCCCAUGCUGCUCUUCCUGUGCCAGCUGUCGGUCAUCGAGCUCUGCUACACCCUGGUGGUGGUGCCCCGCUCGCUAGCUGACCUGAGCAUGCCGGGCACCGCUAGGGGCAGCCCCAUUUCCUUUCUGGGCUGCGCGGUUCAGAUGCAGAUGUUCGUGGCUCUGGGUGGGGCCGAGUGCUUCCUGUUGGCCGCGAUGGCCUACGACCGAUACGUGGCCAUCUGCCACCCUCUGCGCUACGCGGCCGUGGUGACCCCGGGGCUGUGCGCACGGCUGGCCCUGGCCUGCUGUGUGGGCGGCCUGGCGGUGUCGCUGGGGCUCACAGCGGCUGUGUUCCACCUGCCCUUCUGCGGCUCCCGCCUGCUGGUGCACUUCUUCUGCGACAUCACCGCGUUGCUGCAUCUGGCCUGCACCCGGAGCUACGCGGAGGAGCUGCCGCUGCUGGGCGCCUGCCUGGUGCUGCUGCUGCUGCCCUCGUCGCUCAUCCUGGCCUCCUAUGGGGCCAUAGCUUCUGCCCUGCGCCGUCUGCGCUGUGCUGGGGGCCGUCGCAAGGCCGCGUCCACCUGCACCUCGCACCUGGUGGUCACCUUCCUGCACUACGGCUGCGCCACCUUCAUGUACGUGCGGCCCAAGUCCACCUACUCUCCGAGGCUGGACCGCACCUUGGCGCUGGUCUACACCAACGUCACGCCGCUGCUCUACCCGCUCAUCUACAGCCUGCGCAACCGCGAGAUCACCUCUGCCAUCUUCAGGGUGCUGGGGCGCUUGAGGCCGGCCCAAGCCAGAGGCCACGCGAGGGCCGAGUGA
This is a messenger RNA of Octodon degus (degu), 1002 nucleotides long. Its product is annotated as olfactory receptor 10AC1-like. Gene Ontology annotation, biological process: G protein-coupled receptor signaling pathway. The record is from RefSeq and is a predicted model, not a curated record. The transcript has a single exon. The coding region runs from base 28 to 1002 and encodes 324 amino acids. Gene Ontology annotation, molecular function: olfactory receptor activity; G protein-coupled receptor activity. Gene Ontology annotation, cellular component: membrane. Lineage: Eukaryota; Metazoa; Chordata; Mammalia; Rodentia; Octodontidae.